UUAAUGUGUGAAUUACGCGGAUUUUCUAUUCUUCGUCCAAGUGUUGAUUUGGAAACUAUUGAGGAAGAACCGGAUGAUUAUGUCUCCCAGCAUUCACGUAAUGCCCGUUCCUUAAAGAAUGGCCUUGAGGGUGGGCAUUUUCGUGAUAACAUUCGCCAGAAUGUUUAUCAACAGGAAAAUGGAGGACAAAAUAGCCAGACAAAUACGAUUACUACUUACGCAACUCAAAAUUCUGAUGGUUUCGACACAAACAGUCUAAAUUAUCUGAAUUGGAAUAGAGGUGGAGGGCGUGCCGGCAGCACAAAAUCUAUAAAGAGUGGCAUUAGAAAUACUCGAUAUAGAGGACUUGGAUGUGGAAGUGGUACAAUUGGGACACAUAUUACUGGUGGAACGUCAACGGCUGGAACGUUGAAUGGAACGAGAUAUUUUGGCGAUUCUUGGAAGUCUUUGGACAAAUGGGACCAAAAUUAUUAUUUCAACACGUAUGGACCACCGAGGGAAGAUCCAAUCUCUUUGUAUCAAUGGAGUAACAGUAAAAAUUAUGGAGAUGCUAUACGCCGACAUGUUAGUCAAUUGGAAAAGGAUGAAAAACGGAAAAGACGUCAGAAAAUUUGUUGCCUUCUCUGCUGCUGUUUCCGUUGCUGUUUUUCUUGCAAAAAGUCGCCUUCAUCUUCCCAACCACAAAAUCCUCGCCCAACGCUCAAAGGUUGUCGUCAAUUGAACUGGAAUUAAGUUUUAAAAUUAAAUUAUUAUUCCCUAAAAUGACAAAUAUUGAUCCCAUAAUUUAUUGAAUAAGAUAUUCCAAAAUAUUUAUUCUCAUCCCUCAGGAAAUUAUUAAAUAUAUCAGUACUGUUUUUGAAUUUCAGAAAAUUGUGGGAAGGAGGGGGGGGGGGUAUUAAUUAGAGUUAACAUUAAAUUGGUGACAAACCGGGAAAAAAUUUGUUGACUAUAUUUUAAUUUUCGAUUAAUUUUUGCUUUCCAUUUUU
Meloidogyne enterolobii is the source of this 986-nucleotide messenger RNA. NCBI's taxonomy places the organism in Eukaryota, Metazoa, Nematoda, Chromadorea, Rhabditida, Meloidogynidae. The record is from the annotation of a GenBank genome assembly.